Striga asiatica is the source of this 342-nucleotide messenger RNA. The record is from the annotation of a GenBank genome assembly. Lineage: Eukaryota; Viridiplantae; Streptophyta; Magnoliopsida; Lamiales; Orobanchaceae.
AUGAAUGCUUCCUUGACUUUAAAGCCUCAUAUCGCACUACCUGGCGGGUAUGAGACAUUAGCCACGCCUAGAGAUUCUCAAGCUGUGGUUCGCCCUGUCCUUCCCUUACUAACAGGUCCAAGUCAGAGGAGGGGGAGCGUCCCAAGCCCAGUCCAGUUGGUUCACCUCAAUGUAAUCGACCCUGCACCUUUUUUCAUUCGAGUUCCGAACGAGUUUCAUUCCUUCACAUCCUUACCACUAGUUGAGUCGUUUCUACUCUGCCCACUUCCAGAAGCAGAAAUGGCUACCGGGCUAUAUCUUUCAGAUGUCGGGGAACAACUUCUUUACCAAAAGGUCCGCUAG